Molecule: messenger RNA, 836 nt
Organism: Abrus precatorius (Indian licorice)
Lineage: Eukaryota; Viridiplantae; Streptophyta; Magnoliopsida; Fabales; Fabaceae
Product: glycine-rich protein 2
Exons: 1
Coding region: 25-561 (178 amino acids)
Molecular function (GO): zinc ion binding; nucleic acid binding
Source: RefSeq, a predicted model, not a curated record
AGGGUUUGAGAGAAAGAAUCGAAGAUGAGUGGAAGAGUGAGUGGGAAGGUGAAGUGGUUCAAUGACCAGAAGGGGUUUGGAUUCAUAACCCCUGACGAUGGUAGCGAAGAACUCUUCGUUCACCAGUCCCAAAUACGAUCCGAAGGGUUUCGGAGUCUCGCUGAAGGAGAAUCCGUCGAGUUUGCCAUAGAUUCUGACUCUGACGGUCGCUCUAAGGCCGUUGAUGUAACCGGCCCCGAUGGCACUAACCUCCAGGGGAGCCGUCGCGGCGGUGGUCCCGGCGGAGGCAACAGGGGCUAUGGUGGUGGAAGAGGCGGUGGUUACGGUGGUGGUUACGGCGGCGGCGGCGGACGUGGAGGUGGAGGUGGAAGAGGAGGUGGUGGUGGCGGGGCUUGUUAUAACUGCGGCGAGUCGGGUCACAUGGCUAGGGACUGCUACCAGGGUGGCGGUGGAGGUAGGUACGGAGGCGGGGGUGGGGGUGGCGGCGGCGGCGGAGGAGGCUGCUACAACUGUGGGGAGUCUGGGCAUUUCGCGAGAGAUUGCCCUACAAAUGCCCGUUGAGAUUACAGUAUAAUGUGUUUGGUCUUUGCUUUUGUUAGGAUAUUGGGAUGGGGUGGGGUUUUUGGGGUGGUUUAUGGUUUGUGGUUCGGUUCAAGUGUUUUGUUUUGAAUUAGUUUUAGGGGUUUUAAUGAAGGAUUUAUCCAGAUGUGGUUUUUUAUAUUAUAUGCAAGUUAGGUGUGGUUGGGACUUGGAAUUGGAUUUUGUUUUAUGGCUUCGUGUAAUGUGGGGUUUUUGUGAAACCCUCAUAUCAUUGCUCUCUGUAAACAAAAUCUGCU